AAAUUACUCGUUAACCCAUCUAUAUAUAAUAAAUAAUACGCACUUUAUUGACGUUUAGUAGACUUCGUGUCGAUACUGUACAUGUCAAUAGUUUUAAAAUGUGGUACUUAAAAGUGUCGUCGAGUCUAUACAUAGCGGUGGCAUUAAUCUGUAUGAUACAGAAUGCAAUAUCACUCACUGUAGACCAAAAUGCAGAGGAUCAGUGGUCAAAACUGGAAAGUUCUACAGAUCAAAUUGACUUAAAAAAAAUUUUAAAACUGUGUAAAAAUUCUAUUAAUAGCUUCAAUGAAAAAUUAGAGAAUACGAAAACUACUGUUAACAAAAAAUUGCCUGAACCUAAUAAGACAACGGAAGAUAUAGAAAAAUUAGUAAGUGAUGUAAAAACUCAAAUUAAAAAUUCAUCUACAGAUCUUGUAACUGUAAGAAAAUUAGUUCAAAAAACUGCUUUACGAUUUAGAGACACAUUCAAAUCUCUUUCAUCAUUUACUGAGUUAGAUAAUGAAACUGUAAAUAAAGAAUUAGAAGGUAUUAAGAAAACAACAGUUGAUGGUAAAAAACCACUUGUAAAUCGUGUUGUACGGUCAUUUGGAAAACGCUACGAUCUUAAUAAAUUGGCGAACAGGGUUCUUGAAAUAUCUGCUGAUCGUGAAAAGUUAAAAAAUAAUUAUGACGAAAAAAAAAAAAUUGCUAAAAAAGAAUUGAAUUCGUUGUGGAAUUCAUUAACUAAUCAUUCAAAAACUGUGAAUGAUAAUGCUUUAAAGGCCUUUGAAACUUUCUUCGAAGGCAUGAAAUCUCUAAAAUCUGUGAAAAAAAAAGUUAAGACUAUUGGAGAAGACGCAAUAAAUGAAAUAAAAAAAGGAAAUGAUUUUAAUAACAUAAAAAAUGCAGUUGAAUUAGCUAAAGCAUUGAAAUUGAAGUUUGAAGAUGAAUGGAAUCUUGAUACUGGGGAAUUAAAUUAUAGCGAAGAACAGAAAAAAGAUACUACACAAACAAUGGAUGAAAAUCUUGUUGAAGAUAAUGAAUAUGAUGAUUCUACAAACGAUAUUGAACCUAGUUUGCCAACAACGGAACAAGACACGAUUGAUAAUGAAAAAAUAAAUGCUAUUCCAUCUACCCAAAUUGAGAUUGAAAAACCAUCAAAGAAUGACAGUCUUACCUCAGAUAAAGCUGUUUCUGAAGUUGAAGAAACACAAUUGCCUACUGAGUCAGAAAAUAAAGUUCAAACUACAAAACUGCAACCUACAAUAAAAGACGACCUUCCAGAUGAUAAUAUUUCUGAUAACAAAAACUCUCCGAUUGAAGAAACUUCAAUAAUCCCUAACACGGAAAAUAAAGAAAAUAAAGAAAAAAUAUUAUUAGUUGAACCCAAAGAUUCAAAUAAUGAAACAAAUCUUACAGAUGGUAUAAAAUCAGAUUUAUCAAAUAAUGAAAUUACAUUUAAUCCUGAUAUCACCAAUGACGAUACACUUAUUUCGCCAAAUAAAAAUGCAGAAAACAAUAAAACAAGUAAGAUAAUAAAUAAAAAAACAAGUAGGGAAAAAAUCCCAAUACUACCAUGGGAAAAACUAAUACAAUUAGAUGAUACACAGGUUAGUCAACAAUCAAAGAAGUGUGAAAGUUUAUUGAAUAAUAUAUUACCAGACUUUGAUAAUAUCAAAAAAUUAGCGAAAAACUCAAUACAAGUAACACAGAAUUAUAAAGCUUUACAAAACAUAGAAAAUGAAACUGUUCAACGAUUUUAUGAUAAAAUGGUUGAUACAAACACAAAACUCUCUGAUUAUUUAGUUGAUUCCGCAGAAGAUGUUUGUGCUAAAGUAACACCAAUAAAUAAAAGAUAUGAAACGAAAUUUAAAAAUGAUCCAAACAUUAAACGUAUAAACUAUUUAUUAACAAAACAGUACGAUCCUAAUCAGUACAUUUUAAAAGUCUUAGAUGAUGCAAGUCAUAAAACUGGAAUUGGUGGCAUGAAAAAGACUACAUAUUAUAAAAUGUUAGCAGUAGCUCAUAAUUUGAACCACGAAACGAAAGAAAUGGAAGAUGCUGCAUUAUACGCAAUGAACAAAAUCUAUGAAGGAAAAUUAGCUGCAACUAAUUUACAAAAAAUGUUUAAUAAGGAAAAGGCAUCAAAAGCUUGUUAUAUAAGAAACAUUUUACUAGAAAAAGAGAACGAUGCUGAGAAAAAGAAUAGGGAUGAAAAUAAAGAAAAAAUAAAAGAAAACAUAAAUAAUGACACGAAUACAGAACCAUUAAAACCUGACGUCAACUUAGAUUCUGUAGAUGACAUACAACCACCAACAAUCAAUGAUGAUAAUGAACCAAUAUUAAAUAAUAAAGAAGAAGAGGAAACAAUAAACGACACAAAUGAACCAACAACUCAUAAUAAUCUAGAUGAUAGUGAAAAUGAUAACACUAAAAAAGAAAAUGAAGAACAGAAAACUGAAGAAAACUAUAAUAUUUCAUCUCUUCCACAAAACAAAGAUAGUGAUUCUACUACGCAAACGACAAAUGAUGGUGCUCAUAAACCAAAACGUAAUAUCACCAGGAAAGUAACUCACCACAGAAAUCAUAGAAAUCCCAAUGAUCCCAACGAUGUAUCAGAAGAAUAUGACACAAUAGAAGAAAUUGAUGAUGAAGAGGAUGUUACAAAUCAAUAUAAGUCAAGCGAGGAUAAGUCUAAUGAUACACCCGAAGCAGAAUCAUUAGCUCAUUAUGAUAAUAAACAAGAAGUUGCAGAACCUGAACAUUCAGAAAAUAAAAAUGGUGAACAGAAAACUGAAGAAAACUAUAAUAUUUCAUCUAUUCCACAAAACAAAGAUAGUGAUUCUACUACGCAAACGACAAAUGAUGGUGCUUAUAAACCAAAACGGAAUAUCACCAGGAAAGUAACUCACCACAGAAAUCAUAGAAAUCCCAAUGAUCCCAACGAUGUAUCAGAAGAAUAUGACACAAUAGAAGAAAUUGAUGAUGAAGAGGAUGUUACAAAUGCAUAUAAGUCAAGCGAGGAUAAGUCUAAUGAUACACCCGAAGCAGAAUCAUUAGUUAAUUCUGAUAAUAAACAAGAAGUUGCAGAACCUGAACAUUCAGAAAAUAAAAAUGGUGAAUCAAAUGAAGAAAGUAAUUCUCAUGAAGAAACUACUCAAGAAGGUGAACCGGAUGAAUUUAAAACAAACCAACGUAUAAAGCGAAUAGAUCCUAAAGAUGGAAAAGAUAUAUCUGAAAAAUACGAAGAAGAAGGCGGAAACAAAUUAAAUAAAUCAGGUGAGAAAACAUUUGGUGAUACUGAAAAGUCUGAGUCACCUGUUACUACUGAAAAUCAAGAUGACGCGGAAGCACCUGGUCGUUUACAAAGUGAAAAUGCUGAAUCAAAUGAAGAAAAUAGUACACCAACAGAUACAUCUGAAGCAGAUAAUUUAGGUAAACCCAAAACAAAACUUCGUAGAAAACGAAAAGAUCCCAAAGAUGGAAAACCAUUAUCAGAGGUAAAUGAUACAUUUGAGGAAGACGAAACAAUUUUAAAUAACUCAAUACAAAAAAAAAUAACUGAUACUUCUGAAAUAGAACCAGCAUUUAAUGAGGAAAUCAAUAGUGAACAGGAAAUAGAAGAAGAAGAUACCAAUACAGAUAUUACUUCGGUGAACGAAGAUACUACAAAAGAAAAUUUGAAUAUGGAAUCAAAAUCUUUUGAUGAAAAAAUAGAUCAAGAAACAGAAGAUGAUUUGAAUGAAAAUGUAAACUUAAAUAGUGUAGAAGACGCAGAAUUGAAAUCUGUAAAUAAUGAAAAAAUUAUCCGACCAGCAGAAAGUAUGGGAGAAGAUUCAAGGUCAUAUGAAUCAAGUUAUACACCAGAAUACGACGAAACUUCAGAAGAUCAUCAUUUACAUGAACAUGAACCAGAAACACCGACCAAUGAAGUAGGAGCUAAACCAAGUGAUAUUGGUAACCAAGAUGAAAGAAAUAAUCAACCAAAAAGACGCCACAGGCGACAAAGAGAUCCGAACACCGGACUAGAAGUGUCUGAAGAAUAUGAUACCCAUGAAGAACAGGAUGAGGAAACACCAACGGGAGAUUUAAAAAUGGAUACACCAUCUGCUACAAGAGAAUACAAUGAAAAUGAACAAAAUUCAGAUAUACCUGAACAUGAUGAAAAUCCUGAACAUAAUGAAUACUAUGAACAUGAACCAGAAACACCGACCAAUGAAGUAGCAGCUAAACCAAGUGAUAUUGGUGAACAAGAUGAAAGAAAUAAUCAACCUAAAAGACGCCACAGGCGACGAAGAAAUCCGAACACCGGUCUAGAAGUGUCUGAAGAAUAUGAUACCCAUGAAGAACAGGAUGAGGAAACACCAUUAGAAGAUAACAAAAUCGAUACACCAGAAUACGACGAACCUUCAGAAGAUCACAAUUUAUAUGAACAUGAACCAGAAAUACCGACCAAUGGAGUAGCAGCUAAACCAAGUGAUAUUGAUGAACGAGAUGAAAUAAAUAGUCAACCUAAAAGACGCCACAGGCGACGAAGAAAUUCGAGCACCGGUCUAGAAGUGUCUGAAGAAUAUGAUACCCAUGAAGAACAGGAUGAGGAAACACCAUUAGAAGAUAACAAAAUCGAUACACCAGAAUACGACGAAACUUCAAAAGAUCACAAUUUAUAUGAACAUGAACCAGAAAUACCGACCAAUGGAGUAGCAGCUAAACCAAGUGAUAUUGAUGAACAAGAUGAAAUAAAUAGUCAACCUAAAAGACGCCACAGGCGACGAAGAGAUCCGAACACCGGUCUAGAAGUGUCUGAAGAAUAUGAUACCCAUGAAGAACAGGAUGAGGAAACACCAACGGGAGAUUUCAAAAUGGAUACACCAUCUGCUACAAGAGAAUACAAUGAAAAUGAACAAAAUUCAGAUAUACCUGAACAUGAUGAAAAUCCUGAACAUAAUGAAUACUAUGAACAUGAACCAGAAACACCGACCAAUGGAGUAGCAGCUAAACCAAGUGAUAUUGAUGAACAAGAUGAAAUAAAUAGUCAACCUAAAAGACGCCACAGGCGACGAAGAGAUCCGAACACCGGUCUAGAAGUGUCUGAAGAAUAUGAUACCCAUGAAGAACAGGAUGAGGAAACACCAUUAGAAGAUAACAAAAUCGAUACACCAGAAUACGACGAAACUUCAGAAGAUCACCAUUUAUAUGAACAUGAACCAGAAAUACCGACCAAUGAAGUAGCAGCUAAACCAAGUGAUAUUGGUGAACAAGAUGAAAGAAAUAAUCAACCUAAAAGACGCCACAGGCGACGAAGAAAUCCGAACACAGGUCUAGAAGUGUCUGAAGAAUAUGAUACCCAUGAAGAACAGGAUGAGGAAACACCAUUAGAAGAUAACAAAAUCGAUACACCAGAAUACGACGAAACUUCAGAAGAUCACAAUUUAUAUGAACAUGAACCAGAAAUACCGACCAAUGGAGUAGAAGCUAAACCAAGUGAUAUUGAUGAACAAGAUGAAAGAAAUAGUCAACCUAAAAGACGCCACAGGCGACGAAGAGAUCCGAACACCGGUCUAGAAGUGUCUGAAGAAUAUGAUACCCAUGAAGAACAGGAUGAGGAAACACCAUUAGAAGAUAACAAAAUCGAUACACCAGAAUACGACGAAACUUCAGAAGAUCACCAUUUAUAUGAACAUGAACCAGAAAUACCGACCAAUGAAGUAGCAGCUAAACCAAGUGAUAUUGGUGAACAAGAUGAAAGAAAUAAUCAACCUAAAAGACGCCACAGGCGACGAAGAAAUCCGAACACCGGUCUAGAAGUGUCUGAAGAAUAUGAUACCCAUGAAGAACAGGAUGAGGAAACACCAUUAGAAGAUAACAAAAUCGAUACACCAGAAUACGACGAAACUUCAGAAGAUCACAAUUUAUAUGAACAUGAACCAGAAAUACCGACCAAUGGAGUAGCAGCUAAACCAAGUGAUAUUAAUGAACAAGAUGAAAUAAAUAGUCAACCUAAAAGACGCCACAGGCGACAAAGAGAUCCGAACACCGGUCUAGAAGUGUCUGAAGAAUAUGAUACCCAUGAAGAACAGGAUGAGGAAACACCAACGGGAGAUUUCAAAAUGGAUACACCAUCUGCUACAAGAGAAUACAAUGAAAAUGAACAAAAUUCAGAUAUACCUGAACAUGAUGAAAAUCCUGAACAUAAUGAAUACUAUGAACAUGAACCAGAAACACCGACCAAUGGAGUAGCAGCUAAACCAAGUGAUAUUGAUGAACAAGAUGAAAUAAAUAGUCAACCUAAAAGACGCCACAGGCGACGAAGAGAUCCGAACACCGGUCUAGAAGUGUCUGAAGAAUAUGAUACCCAUGAAGAACAGGAUGAGGAAACACCAUUAGAAGAUAACAAAAUCGAUACACCAGAAUACGACGAAACUUCAGAAGAUCACCAUUUAUAUGAACAUGAACCAGAAAUACCGACCAAUGAAGUAGCAGCUAAACCAAGUGAUAUUGGUGAACAAGAUGAAAAAAUACAACCUAAAAGACGCCACAGGCGACGAAGAAAUCCGAACACAGGUCUAGAAGUGUCUGAAGAAUAUGAUACCCAUGAAGAACAGGAUGAGGAAACACCAUUAGAAGACAACAAAAUCGAUACACCAGAAUACGACGAAACUUCAGAAGAUCACCAUUUAUAUGAACAUGAACCAGAAACACCGACCAAUGGAGUAGCAGCUAAACCAAGUGAUAUUGAUGAACAACAUGAAAUAAAUAGUCAACCUAGAAGAAGCCACAGGCGACGAAGAUAUCCGAACACCGGUCUAGAAGUGUCUGAAGAAUAUGAUACCCAUGAAGAACAGGAUGAGGAAACACCAUUAGAAGAUAACAAAAUCGAUACACCAGAAUACGACGAAACUUCAGAAGAUCACCAUUUAUAUGAACAUGAACCAGAAACACCGACCAAUGGAGUAGCAGCUAAACCAAGUGAUAUUGAUGAACAAGAUGAAAUAAAUAGUCAACCUAGAAGACGCCACAGGCGACGAAGAGAUCCGAACACCGGUCUAGAAGUGUCUGAAGAAUAUGAUACCCAUGAAGAACAGGAUGAGGAAACACCAUUAGAAGAUAACAAAAUCGAUACACCAGAAUACGACGAAACUUCAGAAGAUCACCAUUUAUAUGAACAUGAACCAGAAACACCGACCAAUGGAGUAGCAGCUAAACCAAGUGAUAUUGAUGAACAAGAUGAAAUAAAUAGUCAACCUAAAAGACGCCACAGGCGACGAAGAGAUCCGAACACCGGUCUAGAAGUGUCUGAAGAAUAUGAUACCCAUGAAGAACAGGAUGAGGAAACACCAUUAGAAGACAACAAAAUCGAUACACCAGAAUACGACGAAACUUCAGAAGAUCACCAUUUAUAUGAACAUGAACCAGAAAUACCGACCAAUGGAGUAGCAGCUAAACCAAGUGAUAUUGAUGAACAAGAUGAAAGAAGUAGUCAACCUAAAAGACGCCACAGGCGACGAAGAGAUCCGAACACCGGUCUAGAAGUGUCUGAAGAAUAUGAUACCCAUGAAGAACAGGAUGAGGAAACACCAUUAGAAGAUAACAAAAUCGAUACACCAGAAUACGACGAAACUUCAGAAGAUCACAAUUUAUAUGAACAUGAACCAGAAAUACCGACCAAUGAAGUAGCAGCUAAACCAAGUGAUAUUGGUGAACAAGAUGAAAGAAAUAGUCAACCUAAAAGACGCCACAGGCGACGAAGAAAUCCGAACACCGGUCUAGAAGUGUCUGAAGAAUAUGAUACCCAUGAAGAACAGGAUGAGGAAACACCAUUAGAAGAUAACAAAAUCGAUACACCAGAAUACGACGAACCUUCAGAAGAUCACAAUUUAUAUGAACAUGAACCAGAAAUACCGACCAAUGGAGUAGCAGCUAAACCAAGUGAUAUUGGUGAACAAGAUGAAAGAAAUAAUCAACCUAAAAGACGCCACAGGCGACGAAGAAAUCCGAACACCGGUCUAGAAGUGUCUGAAGAAUAUGAUACCUAUGAAGAACAGGAUGAGGAAACACCAUUAGAAGAUAACAAAAUCGAUACACCAGAAUACGACGAAACUUCAGAAGAUUACAAUUUAUAUGAACAUGAACCAGAAAUACCGACCAAUGGAGUAGCAGCUAAACCAAGUGAUAUUGAUGAACAAGAUGAAAGAAGUAGUCAACCUAAAAGACGCCACAGGCGACGAAGAGAUCCGAACACCGGUCUAGAAGUGUCUGAAGAAUAUGAUACCCAUGAAGAACAGGAUGAGGAAACACCAUUAGAAGAUAACAAAAUCGAUACACCAGAAUACGACGAAACUUCAGAAGAUCACAAUUUAUAUGAACAUGAACCAGAAAUACCGACCAAUGAAAAUAGUCAACCUAAAAGACGCCACAGGCGACGAAGAAAUCCGAACACCGGUCUAGAAGUGUCUGAAGAAUAUGAUACCUAUGAAGAACAGGAUGAGGAAACACCAUUAGAAGAUAACAAAAUCGAUACACCAGAAUACGACGAAACUUCAGAGCACAAUGAAUUAAAUGAUGUAGACAAUAAUAAUCAACCUGAAGUAUCGGAAUAUCCUGAAUUAUCAGCCUUAUCAUCAAAAGAUUCAUCGACUCCAACAGAAGCUGAUGAAAAUGGAAAUAUUGUAAGACCAAAUCCACGUAAAAUUAGACAUCGUAGGAAAUCGAAAAAACCACAAUCCUUUAAUGGAAUUGAUAGGACACCAAUAGAAGUUAACAAUGAAGAUAUCAAUAAUAAUCCAGUUGAAGACCAGGAUGUUAAUAACCAUGAUAUUCCUUACAAUGAUGAUGAUGUACUCGAAGAAGACCCACACCAUGGAUAUGGAGAAAGAAUUGAUGAAAAUCAACCUGAAUUAUCGGAAUAUCCUGAAUUAUCAGCCUUAUCAUCAAAAGAUUCAUCGACUCCAACAGAAGCUGAUGAAAAUGGAAAUAUUGUAAGACCAAAUCCACGUAAAAUUAGACGGCGUAGGAAAUCGAAAAAACCACAAUCCUUUAAUGGAAUUGAUAGGACACCAAUAGUAGUUAACAAUGAAGAUAUCAAUAAUAAUCCAGUUGAUGGUCAGGAUGUUAAUAACAAUGAUAUUCCUUACAAUAAUGAUGAUGUACUCGAAGAAGACCCACACAAUGGAUAUGGAGAAAGAAUUGAUGAAAAUCAACCCGAAUUAUCAGAAUACCCUAAAAAUUCAGAUUUAUUAUCUGAAGAUUCCACAACUCCAACUGAUACCGAUGAUAAUGGAAGCGUUGUAAGACCAAAUCGACGUAAAAUUAGACGGCGUAGGAAAUCGAAAAAACCACAAUCCUUUAAUGAAAUUAAUAGGACACCAAUAGAAGUUAACAAUAAAGAUAUCAAUAAUAAUCCAGUUGAAGGUCAUGAUGUUAAUAACAAUGCUAUUCCUUACAAAAAUGAUGAUGUACUCGAAGAAGACCCACACAAUGGAUAUGGAGAAAGAAUUGAUGAAAAUCAACCCGACUUAUCAGAAUACCCUAAAAAUUCAGAUUUAUUAUCUGAAGAUUCCACAACUCCAACUGAUACCGAUGAUAAUGGAAGCGUUGUAAGACCAAAUCCACGUAAAAUUAGACGGCGUAGGAAAUCGAAAAAACCACAAUCCUUUAAUGGAAAUGAUAAGACACCAAUAGAAACUAACGAUGUUAGCACAAAAACAAAUCCUACAAAUAUAGACGCAGAAAAUAGUAGGGUUCCAAAUGAAGAAAAAUCAACUGAAACUCCUGAGAUAGAUCCAAAUAACAUUCAAAAGAACCCUAACAAAAAAAGACGCAUUAGACGCAUCAUUAGAACAUACGUGGUGAACAAAGCAACAAAUGAAAGAAUACCAAUUAUUGAUCAAACAUAUUCCACUACAGAUGGAUUUCCUGAUGAUAUAAAUAAUAAAUUAGAGUCACUGGAAUCUGAUGAUUCCAAUGUCAAUGAUUCUGAUGCGAAUACAGAUAAUGAUGAUUAUUCUUCAUUCUUGUUUAAAGAAUACAAUUCAGAUCAGUGUAAACGUGAUGCAUAUGAUAGAUUCAAAAAAGUUACAUCACAAGAUGCCAAGCAAAUUGCUUAUCGAAGUGUUUUAGAUACCAGUGAAAUGAGAAGUAAUAUGUUAGCAACACUAAAAAAUGCAAUAAGUAAUGUAAAAGCCUCCCGGACAUUCAAUGAUGUUGAUCAAAGUUUAAGGACAGUAAGUUACUCCCUAAAGGUUGGAUUGAAACAAACUGUUAGUGACUUAGUAAUUAAAGUGAUUCCGUUAGCUAAAGAUUUUCUAAAAACUGCAGAAAACCUCAAAGAAUUGUAUCAGAGAGGUCCGCAGUCCACUCACAAAAUGUUAACAAACAUUCUAGAAAAUGAGUCGACCGUUCCAGAAUCAGCAAAAGAUAUAUUAAGACUCAUUUCUCCACAGUUUGACGUCGAUGAAUUAAUAAAUAAUAUCUUUGAAAAACCAUGUACUGCGAAGUCGUUGAAAGAGAAAAAGAUCAAAGCUCAAAGAAAACUUAUUGACUUGUCAAAGAACAUGGACACGGCAAUAAGCAAUAUUGACUGCUUUGUGCUGUCCGCAAUGUCCACCGUAGGAAUUGGAGCAGACACAUUAAAACUGUUGAAAUCCGGUAAAGUAAUUAUGAGUGAUAAACAUCCCAGGGCAAAAAUAUUGAGAGAUGCGGUUGGAAUAAUUAAAGCAGGUAAAAAAAUCCGAAAUAACGACGAUAGUUUUACACCAACCUUGACACCUUCUGAUGGAACCACUAAAAGUGACGAAGAUGAUGAUGAUGAAGAUCCUGACGAAGUUGCUCAGAAAAAUGAAGAAUUUUUAAAAACUGUACCUGACCUAGACGAUAAUAUACCCAUACCAAAAAAAGUCCCAAACAAGCGACAGCCGUUAGGUGUUAUUGUUGUGCAUCCGGACAAACAGAUAGAGUACAAAGAAGUUACUGACACAUCGCAACUGAAAAAAUUCGUUGGAGACCAAACGAAAAAAUACAAAUUGCAAUCUAAAAAUAAGCAUCCUAAAUUUUUAAAAUUGAAUAGUAAACGAUUAAUCGACGCCAUGGUUGCGGAUGUGAAGAAAAAAGCUGAGAGAAAUGGAAUGACCAAAAAAGAAAUGGUAGAUGAAAUAAUCAAAAAUUUGAGUAAUAGUUGAUUAUAUUAUUUACGAUUAUAAAUAUUAACUUAUGUUUUCUAUAUUAUUAUUGAUAAAAAUGUUGUUAUCACGCUAAAGAAAUGAUAAAACUUGUAUUUAAUAUGGUGAAUAUUUUUAACUCUUAAUUCAUAAUGAAAUCGUUAAAAAUAUGUAACUUUUGUAUGAAAAAUAAUUCAAUUUAUUAUAUAAUUGAUAUUUUAUUGAAUAAAAAUAUUGCGGCUUUUUAAUUAUUUUGUAAUAUAAAAAGCCAUAAUAUUAUUAAUGAUUA
Messenger RNA from Aphis gossypii (cotton aphid), 11424 nucleotides. RefSeq lists its product as uncharacterized. Lineage: Eukaryota; Metazoa; Arthropoda; Insecta; Hemiptera; Aphididae. The record is from RefSeq and is a predicted model, not a curated record.